AUUGCCGUUCGUUCGUACGUCACGGCGUACUCAGCUGGGAAGGAACGAACCACCACCCACCACUCGCUUGUCGGACAAUGGCGUGACAGGAGAGAGGGCUCCAGCUCUUUCGUUCAGAUCGUGUGGGACUUCCCGGGAAAGGAGAAAAUGUUUUUGUUUGUUGUUGUUUUUUUUCUUCUAAACGAAACGACAGUUAUUGUGAUUAUUCCAAGGAAUGAAAGCCUUAUAAAACGCUUUCUGUGUAAACAAAUUCUGUUUAGAGUUAAGAGCCUCGACGCUGUAACACGACGUCACCCCAGUCAAGGUAUGCAUGUGUGUUAACGGACCGUUUCAAGGAAGAUUGUUGUGAAACAGUAGACUCUGGCUAGAUCUAGACUAAGUCCGACAUCGUAGCAACAGCCUCUGGAAUUCACCUAAAGUCGGCACACGGGACGUUUCUCAAGAUGGCACUUGUAAAUAUUCUCAUUCUUUAUGUGGUUUGCCUCGCGAGUAUAGCUUCGCCACAUCUGCAAAAACGCGAGAUAUUUGAUUUCGGCCCCAACAGUUUUCCAUCUCAGCCUGCCGAAGAAUCAAACGACCCGUUCGCAGGCGAUCAGAAGGGAGGUUCGACGGCAAGCGUGAACGACCCCGCCAAUGAGAAUUCUGGCAAAGGACAAACAUUUAAUUUUGGCAGUACUACCGCAAAUGAUAACGGCGCCAGCAAUGACAGUAAUAACAACAGUGGCACCAACAACGGAGAUCCUACAGGCGAAAGUUUCAACUUUGGCGGUUCAUUUGACUGGGAUCAAGCCACGGAGGUAGAGACGGAAGACCCUUUUGCUGGCCAAAAUUUGGACUUUUGGAAAAACCCACAAAAAAAAGGGGAUUCCUCGGAACCCAAUAGUCCCAUUCCGGAUCCUGGUGAUACUGGAAACACAGAAGGCGAGGAAGCUCCAACAAACGUGAAGGAAACAAAUCCUUCAGAACACAGUGGGCCCAGCUUUGGCGGCAGUGACGAGGGAACAGCCGUAGGUGCUUCUAAAUCUGGAGAGAAUAAAUCGUUUGACUUCUCCAAUAACAACGGUGGUUCGAGUCCAGAUGGGAAUGUUUGGGAUGACGGGAUGACAGUACCAACAGUGGAUAUAUGGGAAAAAGCCAAUUUACCGCAGCUUGACGACAAAGAGUCAGAGGAAUCUUCUGAGAUUAAGGUUGUGGCUGAGUGUUCCGUCGAUUACUGCAAGUUUUUAGACCCGUGUGAUCCAGGAGAGACGUGCCGGAUGGACCCAGAUUGUAAGUUCGUCCAAUGCGUCAAGAUAUCGGAGUCGAAGCAGACUGGGCCUGAGACCAAGGAAGAGACAGUUUCUGGCGAUACGUCUAUAGCAGAGCAGAUGACAAGUGAACCUCUGAGGCCGUUGGAAGAAAGAACAUGCGGAAAUGGCACUCUGUUCAAGGGAAGCGAAGAUCCUGGCCGGUGGUCUGACAGCUGCCCUGGUCAUCGUGGUGGCCAUAGCGGUGGCGCUUCCGGUGCUGCUGUGGAGGCUGCGGGUCGUCUUCAUCAUGAAGGUCGUCAACAUCUUCAAAGAUUACGAGGAUGAUGAUGGAAAAGUGUACGAUGCUUAUGUGUCCAUGAGCCCAACACCUGAGGCGGAAAAGUUUGUGUAUAGCUUGCUGCGACCUCGGCUGGAAGACGUAGGGUUCAAGUUAUAUCUGCAAGCCAGGGAUCAACCAGCUGGGGAAGCAAUCAGUGAAACCAUAUUAGACGCUGUGACACAAAGUCGAAGGACAAUCUUGAUCAUCAACCCUGACUAUGUAGAGAGAGAGUGGAGCAGAUUUGAGUUCCUCAUUGCUCAACACGAGACACUGAAAUUAAAGCAAAGAAUAAUCCCUAUCAUUUUGAAAGACCUGUGUGAGGAAGCCAGAAAGAAAGACAAAACUCUAAAGCACAUUAUGGAAUCUGUCAAAUGUCUGCAAUAUCCUCAUCUGAAAUCUGAGAACUCAUCAACAAGUCCCCAAAGUGUUUCAAGAGAACAGCACUCACAAGUUGAUGUUUUAAAAAAGGAAAAGAAAUUCAAAAAGAAAGAAUGUAAGUUCUGGGAGAGAUUGGAACUUACCAUGCCAAAAAAGAGAAAGUCCUCUGAAAAAAAACUGAGUUUUCUUGAGAAACUGAAGAUGUGCAAGAAAUCAAGGGACAAAGAACAGAGUGCCUCUGAACACAGCACAAAGUCAUCAAAAGCCAAAGUGUUAGAAAACAAAAAGAAGGCGGACGAGCUAGAGGCAGAGUUUACUAACCCAAACAUUUUGGGGCUGGCAUACAAAAACAUAUUGAAUGCACAUGUUGUAGAUAUGGUUGACUUGAAAGAUCCGCUGUCAAAAGACAAAGUUGGAGUUGAAAAAAGUAUUGAAAUUGGCCAUACAAAUUUAGCAGCUGAUGAUGUAAGUGUUGAAAUCCAAUUGUAAGCAUGGGGCUUUAUAGUUUGAUAUAGUAGGGUAGGCUUUGUCAAAGUAUCACGAACACCCUUUUUAAAAACGAAAGAUAAUUGUCAAAACGGAGGAUCUCGGAUUUAGUUGGAGGAAAACCUCUAAAACUUAAAGUCAAGGUAAAUAGUUAUUCGAUAGUCAAACCAGAGUUAUCCAUACUCCAUACUUUAUUGAACUAAUAUCAUGCUCAUGGCAGGGAUGGGUAUUGAGGGUAGACUUUUUACAUGCAAUUUGUACCUUUUCCUGUGACUCAAAUUCCAUACUAUACUCGCUACCAUAUUAUAAGCACUCUCUUACAGUCUGAAGUGUAAUUGUUGAACUCAUCGCCUAGCACCCAAAGGAUGGGUUCGAUCCCCCCCUUCUGAAAGAUAAUUGAUAGAGUGUCACAGCCUUUCUGCUGUGAUGAAUUAUGAACCCCAUAAAUACUGCCUUUUUGGUCUAGCCUCACUUUGUAAAACGGAUGGCCACCUAAAUGAUGUAAAUGUAAAUUUUGUCAAUGAAAGCAUAAAACAUUAACCACAGAGAUGACGAUUAGUUGUUUAAGUCCCACCCAUAUUUCUUUGUUAAAUUUAUAAGAGUAUAAAUCAUUGAAUCCAGGCUUUAAAAACAUGUGCACUGUAUGUGUUCCAGAAUGAUUAUCCUAAGACUGCCUCAGUGUUGAUUUCUGUAUACAUGUAUGUACAUAUUGUAUCAUAAAUAUUUGCUACAGCUAAUGUAGUUCUUAUUGCUUUUGAAUGCAACGGAAUGAAGUCUACUUGAACACUCCAAGUCUAUUUUUAUUUAAGUCGUGAAUGCAUGAAAAUUGUUUAUUUUAAUUUUUAUCGCAAUUUUUUUUUUUUUUUUAAAUACUCCCCUAUUUAGGCCUAUAUAACCUAUGGCUAGAGAAAAAAAUUAACAUUUGAGAUUACUUCUUUUUUUAAACUGGUUUUGUGCCCGGGAUGGGAAGGGGUUUGAUUAUUUAUUUCUUUUUUUUUUACUCCAUAUUGUUUACAAAGGAGAAGACUCUGAUGGUGUUGUUACCUGCAGCUUAGGAGUUUUAGGUUUCAAUACAAAGUGUGAAUUGCUUUUCUUAAGCUACUUCAAACAUAUUUCCAACUUGCACAGUGUUCAAGUAAAGGGGCCAUGAUUGCUUCCACUUCAGAAAUGACUUAAGUCGUAUCUAGUAGAGCAUUACGCCUCAGGAACAAAAGCAACAAAAAGAGAUGGUAACAACAGAGUAAGAUUCCAGCUGUUAAUAUGGGUUCAUAACAGUGUGUUCAUCAGUUCAGUUCUUUCUUUUUCUUAAUUUGCAAGUUAAAAUAAAUGUAUGGAUAGCUUUUCAAUUUUAAUUUGAUGCCAAUUCUGGCAGCUGUAAAUUCUUUGCCAUAUCGACGGGCCGAAAGGUUAGAACCAAGGUGGCUUCUGGAUCGGAAAAGUAAAGUAAAAGUGCCUAUUCAGUUGUAGGUCUACCAUGCUAUGGCAGUCUACCUUAUGUCCCACCUGACUGACCACAGACUACAUGUACUGCUAUCUAGCAUGGCAUAAGUCCUGCCUCAUUGGUCAUGGACACGACAGUGCUGGGGUAUUUAUAUCAAAUGCAGCUGUGUCUUCAAUUGCUGUGUGUAGUUGGGUCAAUUGCUUCACAGAUCAAAUAAUUGUGCGGUGAUAUAGAUUGUGAUUGACAAUAAUAAGUCAUGGAAGCAAGUGACCUGACAGGACUGUGUUCUCUUGUAAGUGAAAUGAUCCAUCGGAGACAAGAGUUUCGUUGUUGCAGGAGACACAAUAUACAUUUUAUAUUACUCUGAGUGAGAUUUCUAAAAUUAACCACUGUGAUUUCUGUAAUUAUAAUUCAUAAUGUUGAAAUUUCUGUUUCUGUGCCAGCUUGAUCCAGUUCUCUUUUGUUAAAGAAUGAUUUCCUGUUGUACUGAAUCAAAAUUACUGUGUUUUUUUUAAUAAAAAUGUAAAAAUAUGUGUUUUAUUUUUAUAUGUCACUGUUUCAAACUGUUAUUUUCCAAAGUUUUACAGUUUAAUAAUAAAACUGACAUGUUGAGCAAUUAAUGAUAUUUUGUCAGAUAUA
Molecule: messenger RNA, 4513 nt
Organism: Aplysia californica (California sea hare)
Lineage: Eukaryota; Metazoa; Mollusca; Gastropoda; Aplysiida; Aplysiidae
Biological process (GO): signal transduction
Source: RefSeq, a predicted model, not a curated record